Molecule: messenger RNA, 1629 nt
Organism: Penicillium subrubescens
Lineage: Eukaryota; Fungi; Ascomycota; Eurotiomycetes; Eurotiales; Aspergillaceae
Product: MDR family MFS transporter
Exons: 5
Coding region: 1-1629 (542 amino acids)
Biological process (GO): transmembrane transport
Molecular function (GO): transmembrane transporter activity
Source: RefSeq, a predicted model, not a curated record
AUGGCCUCUGAUAUGGAAGUCAUGGAGGCCGGGUCCUUAGCCCGGGGCAAAUUGCGCAUCGUCGCCAUUAUGACUGCGCUUUCUCUGGCUAUGCUUAUUGCCGCAUUAGACCAGACUAUUCUAGCGACUGCUAUUCCAACUAUUGCGGCAAAGUUACACUCUGCUGCGGGUUACACGUGGAUUGGUGGUGCUUAUUUGCUUGCGAACGCGGCUGGUGCUUGUAUCUGGGCAAAGCUCUCCGAUAUUUGGGGCCGUAAAUUGAUUUUGUUGAUUGCCGUGGCGUGGUUUUUUAUUAGUUCGAUUGUCUGCGCUGUUGCUGUGAAUAUGGAAAUGUUGAUUGCCGGUCGUGCGUUGCAGGGCGUCGCCGGAGGUGGUUUACUACAGCUCAUCACAAUCAUCAUCUCCGAUCUCUUCAGUGUUCGGCAACGCAGCUUGUACCUUGGCCUGAUGGAGUUUAUGUGGGCCUUUGCUGGUGGAAUUGGCCCCCUUCUCGGCGGCGCAUUCUCCCAAUAUGUUACCUGGAGAUGGAACUUUUGGAUCAACGUCCCCGUCUCCGGGGUGACAUUCGUCCUACUGCUAUUCUUCUUGGAUGUACACAAUCCUAAGACCAAAAUUAUGGACGGUGUCAAAGCCAUUGACUGGUUUGGCAGCGUCUCCAUUCUGGGUCUCACAUUGAUGCUUCUUCUUGGGCUUGAUUUUGGUGGAGAGACCUUCGCCUGGAGCUCCUCUCAGGUCAUUUGUUUGAUUGUCUUUGGAUCCUUCUGCUCCCUACUGUUCAUCUACAGCGAGAAGAGACUGGCCAAGUAUCCGCUGAUGCCUCUCAACAUCUUUUCCCAACUGUCCAACAUUGCCACGUUGGCAGUGGCCUUUGCGCAUGGAUUCGUAUUCAUUGCUGGCGAAUACUACAUGCCGCUCUACUUGCAGUCGGUUAAAGAAGCAUCUCCCAUGCGCUCAGGAGUUCUCAUUCUUCCCCUCCCCCUCGCCGAAGCCUUCUCCGGCAUUGCAACUGGCGCAAUCAUCCACAAAACCGGCCGGUAUCUGGAACUCAUCUGGGGUGGCCUAAUUCUCAUGGUUAUCGGAAACGGCUUAUACAUCCACCUCGGCGUGGACUCCUCCCUAGGCGAGAUCGUCGGCUACCAACUAAUCAGCGGUAUCGGCGCGGGUUUCCUCUUCCAAACACCCAUCAUCGCCAUCCAAGCCAUGGUCUCACAGGAUGAAACAGCAACCGCGACCGCUACUCUCGGUUUCAUCCGUAACAUGGCCACCGCUUCAUCAAUCGUUAUCGGCGGUGUCGUCUUCCAGAACAGCAUGGGCAAGAUGAAACCUAGUCUUUUGGCGACGGGCAUGUCUGAGUCCCUGGCAGAUCAGAUGACUGGUAACUCGGCGGCCGCGAAUAUCGAGUAUAUCAGUCAGAUCGAUGACGCGGCGCAGCUCUUGGCUGUGAAGGAGGCUUUUGCGUGGAGUUUGAGGAAUAUGUGGAUUUUGUAUACUUGCAUGUCUGCUGUUGGUCUUUUGUUUUCGGCGUUUAUUUUGAAGGCUCGCUUGAAUAAGGAGCAUGUGGAGACGGUGACUGGGCUGAAUCAGGAGAAGAGGGCUGUUGUGCAGGAAGUGCAGCCUGUUGAGGAGUGA